AUGUCCACACCAGAGCACCGUUUUUGGGUGGCAACCUUGCUGCUCCUCUGGAGCUUGAAGCUCGGCAUCCAAGGGUUCGGAAUCAAUCUGAUGAAGGUUCCAGCUGAGGAUAAGGGACAGGAAGCUUGCAUCCUUGCUCUGCUCCGGAAAUAUUUCGAUUCCGGAGAUGGACUCUCGGGCUCAGUGCUCUGCUUCAAUCGAAACUAUCAGUUGCCCCAUAUCCAAGACCAGUUACUCAGAGGAAUGCAGUCUUACCGGCAGUAUCCUUGGAGCGUUUUGAUAACCAACUCCAGGCAGGGAUCUGCGUCAUCCGCAAUACUGAUGAAUGAGAAGCCGCAGUGCUAUUUCCUCAUUGUCGAGAGUCUCGACGACGAAGACCUUGACGAGAUAUUCGAGCAUUGGAAAAGCAUGGUUAACUGGAAUCCCCUGGCCCAAUUCGUUGUUUACUUGGCCAGUUUGGAGGAAACAGAAGAGGAGAUGACUGACCUAAUGGUGGAAGUGCUCCUUACCUUUAUGAACAAGAAGAUUUUCAACGUGAACGUCAUAGGCCAGAGCGCAGAAACCAAUUACUUCUACGGCAAAACCGUCUUUCCCUACCAUCCGGAUAACAACUGCGGAAAUCGUGUUAUAUCUGUUGAGCUACUGGAUGCCUGCGAUUAUCCGGGCGAUGAAAAGGAUCUUCGGGAUGAGGACUAUGACGAAGGUGAAGGUGGUGAAAACCAGGAGGACAACAGUCAGGAAAAUUCCGUUGAUCAGGAAGAUGAGGUUCCAAAAAAUAGCAGAGAAAGUGGAGAAAAUGGUACCGGUUACAGGGAAAUCGGACAAAGUGAGGGACAAGAUACUGAAUAUAUAAAUAAGAGUGAAGAAAAGUGUAAAGAAAAAUGUCCCCAAAGCGAGGAAGGUAAUGAGAAAAGUCAAGAACAGGAAGAAAACGUUGAUGGAAUUCAGUCAAAUGAAAGUGGAGGCCAAAAAGAAAGCGCAGAAAGUGCUAUUACAGGUCAGGAAAAUUAUCAUCCAAAUGAUGACAAACCAACCAAUGAGAACAGAAAUAGUAAUGAGAGAAAUGAUCAAAGUUUAAGCGAAGAAGAAAUUUAUGUGUCUUCGAGCCCCGAUGGAAACUUGAAAUAUCAAACAAAUUAUGAGUACUCAGAAAACUCGUUUGGCGAUAGCAAUGAAAAUGUAUCUAAAACCUCACCAAAGGCAACCAACGACGAUAACACUGAAAGUUCAACUGAGACUAGCAAAGGGGAUAAUGCAAAUGGAUCUUUUGAAAAUGAUGAGAAUAAGUCCAACUCCUCAGAGCCGGAAGCCACAAUCGAGGAAUUCUAUAGAGCCAAGUUUGAGGAUAAAUUCCCUCGCGAUCUCAGUGGAUGUCCUCUGACAGCAUCAUUUCGUCCUUGGGAACCAUAUAUUUUUCGCAACAGGGAGGAGGAAGUCGUGGAUGAUUACUACUACGGCGUACAAACGGAUGGUGACGACUACAACGACACUUCCCCCAGUUAUAAGGAAACGGAGGACGAGAGCUAUGGUUAUCCGGAAGAUGAUGGUGACAAUUCCAUUCCCGACGCCGAAACUCAUUCCGAUGAAAAGGUCAAGUUGAGUGGAAUUGAGUACCAAAUGGUAAAAACCAUCGCCGAACGUUUGCACGUAAACAUUGAAAUGCAAGGCGAGAACAGCAAUUUGUAUCACCUUUUUCAACAACUGAUCGAUGGGGAGAUCGAGAUGAUUGUGGGUGGAAUAGAUGAGGAUCCAAGCAUCAGCCAGUUCGUAUCCAGUUCCAUCCCGUAUCACCAGGACGAGCUAACUUGGUGUGUGGCGAGGGCAAAACGCAGACAUGGUUUCUUCAACUUCGUGGCCACUUUCAAAGCGGACGCAGGAUUUCUGCUGGGACUCUUUGUGGUUACAUGCUCGCUGGUGGUUUUAGUGGCUCAACGUGUUUCUGGCUUCCGGCUGGGUAAUCUCAAUGGAUAUUUCCCCAUCUGCCUCAGGGUUCUGGGAAUCUUGCUCAACCAGUCCAUUGCAGUUCAGAACUUUUCAUUGACUUUAAGGCAACUGUUUGCGCUUUCCUUUCUAAUGGGCUUCUUCUUCAGUAAUACGUACCAGAGUUUUCUGAUUAGCACGCUAACCACUCCCCGCAGCUCCUAUCAAAUACAGACUCUGCAGGAUAUAUACAUUAACCGAAUGACCAUCAUGGGCACCUCCGAGAACGUUCGACAUUUGAACAAGGAUGGAGAGAUAUUCAAGUAUAUUCGCGAGAAGUUCAAAAUGUGCUAUAAUUUGGUGGACUGUCUCAACAAUGCUGCUGAAAAUGAACACAUCGCAGUCGCUGUUUCCCGGCAGCACUCUUUCUACAAUCCGCGGAUUCAAAGGGACCGCCUCUACUGCUUCGAUCGACGGGAAUCCCUUUACGUCUACCUAGUGACCAUGCUGCUGCCGAAGAAGUACCAUCUGCUGCACCAGAUCAACCCGGUGAUCCAGCACAUCAUCGAAUCGGGGCACAUGCAGAAGUGGGCCCGCGACCUUGACAUGCGGCGCAUGAUACACGAGGAGAUAACCAGAGCGCGCGAAGAUCCUUUCAAGGCUCUCACUUUUGACCAAUUUCGUGGAGCCAUCGUUUUUUCCGGCGGACUUUUACUGGUGGCCAGCGGCGUCUUUGCCUUCGAGUGGUGCUAUGUCAAAUGUGUCCUUCGAUCUAAAAGGAAAAUAAUGAUCUUGAAAUGA
Molecule: messenger RNA, 2721 nt
Organism: Drosophila elegans
Lineage: Eukaryota; Metazoa; Arthropoda; Insecta; Diptera; Drosophilidae
Gene: Ir87a
Exons: 3
Coding region: 1-2721 (906 amino acids)
Source: RefSeq, a predicted model, not a curated record